This is a messenger RNA of Morchella importuna, 2304 nucleotides long. RefSeq lists its product as uncharacterized. Lineage: Eukaryota; Fungi; Ascomycota; Pezizomycetes; Pezizales; Morchellaceae. Gene Ontology annotation, biological process: double-strand break repair via nonhomologous end joining. Bases 1 to 2304 code for a protein of 767 amino acids. The transcript has 8 exons. Gene Ontology annotation, cellular component: nucleus. Gene Ontology annotation, molecular function: DNA-directed DNA polymerase activity; DNA binding. The record is from RefSeq and is a predicted model, not a curated record.
AUGUGGGAGCUUUGUGGGCGCUCCGAAGACCCAUUCCUGAACAAAGAACAGUUCUUUACCGGUCUUUAUUCACUUGAUUCCGAGCCAGAGCAAGCGGAAACAAGUGAAGCAUCUCUAGCUCUUGCAGCGAGCAGGAACCAGAGAUACAAACGUAUUGUUCGACGCAGUUCUCGUCUGCAAGUGGCCUCAUCUAAUUCUACAACAAAAAUCUCAUCCACUGCUCUAGAAUCGAUUAGGAGUACAAGUAUACAAGCUUUCACCAAAAAUAUUUCUACUGCUGCUCCGGAGCCAGUUGUGUCGGAGAAUAAUAUCAAUAUGGCCGAUUCCACUCCAGAUAUAUCGGCUGUCACUACCGCCCCUUCAACGGCCCCGGCAUCUCUCGAGUGCACCCCGAGGCAUUUGCCGCCACCAGAGUCAUCAAGAAUACUGCCAGUUCACACAAAAGUAGCGAAAAGAAAAAGAACCCCUGUAGUGCCGGCGAAGAAGCAGAUAUUCGGUGGGAUGUAUUUCUAUUUUAUACCUAAUGACAUCAAAAACCCUGUUCGCAAGUUUCGGGUCCAGAAAGCCGACGAACACGGCGGUUUUUGUCUCAAAGAGUGGAGGGAGCAGGACAUCACGCAUAUCAUUGUCGACUCAAAAUUAAAGUAUUCUGACGUAUUGAAAUCACUUAGACGAGAGUUCAUUCCAGACCACAUAGCCAUAGUCAAUGACACAUACAUCAGCGACUGUCUCGCCUUUGCACGCAUCCUAAACCAUGACCAGUUUCAAUACAAAGUUGCCGGGCAGCCUUCCACUACCGAGAACUCAUUUCUUCUCCCACAGCCGCACUCGCCACCCCUAUCUUCUACUCCAUCGGAAACCCCGCUCUGUGAUCAACAGAGCUCCAGUGCUACAACACAGAGUCUCCAUAUCAGGCCACAACUAUCCAAGAGGGCUAAUGAUACACCAAGUUCAGCAGCGGGGGAUAGACCUACAGAUUCCCAGCUUGCUGUUGAGGCCGAAUUGAAGGCCAGUGUAACGACUGAUGACCUAGUAUUACAGCAGCUCGCAGCGGAGCUGCUAUCCACUCCAGGACCAAGUACUACGCAAGAAUGUGAGGUUAAAGACGAACUAGAUAUCAUGAUUGCCGAGGCGGUGCGGAUGGGUGAUUUGCCAUUAGAUGAUGACAUAUCUGCGCCCGAUGAUGGGGGGACUUCGUCUGAUGAGGAGCCUAUUCGUGCAGUAAAGCGAAAGAAGCCUGUUGCGAGGACAGGUAAUUCGAAGUGGCAGGAUAAGUUCCAGUGUAUGCAUGCCAAUGAUGGGAAGCAGCAGGAGGGGAAUCCGAACGCGAGAACUAUUGAGAUCUUGUCGGAAAUGCAGAAAUACUAUGAGAUGACGAAGGAUCAGUGGAGGUCCAUCAGUUAUCGGAAGGGGAUUAGUGUGCUCAGGAAACAGACGAAGAAGAUAUGCACGGCUGCUGAGGCGAGGAAGUUGCCAAUGAUUGGUGAAAGCCUAGCAAAGAAGAUUGAGGAGAUCGUGGAAACGGAUCGGUUACGGAAGCUGGAAUACGCACAGCUAGAGCCCGGGGAUGUAGCGUUAAAGUUAUUUCUAGGAGUUUACGGUGUUGGCCCCAGUGUUGCCGCUCGGUGGGUCCAAUCAGGUUACAAAACGCUCGAUGACGUCGUCAAAAACGUGCGUCUUACCGCCUCUCAGAAGGUCGGUAUAGACCAUUACCAGGACUUCGCAUCCCGUAUUCCCCGCGACGAAGUCAAAAGACACGGAGACAUUGUCAUGUCCACGGCCGCCAAUCUUGACUCUCAGCUGCAGCUCCAAAUCAUGGGUAGCUACCGCCGCGGCUCCAAAGAUUGUGGUGACAUUGACAUUAUGAUCACAAAGCCCGGUGUCAGCGCCCAAGAGAUCAGCGGGCUUCUCGACGAGCUUAUUGAGCGACUGUUUGAGAUUGGUUUUGCCAUGUGUGGGCUUGCGAUGUCACGUGGGAGAGAUGAUGGGUCGAAGUGGCAUGGGGCAUCGAAGCUUCUAGAUGUUCCAACUUGGAGACGAAUUGAUUUGCUAGUUGUGCCGUGGGAUGAACGUGGUGCAGCGCUUCUGUAUUUCACAGGGAAUGAUAUAUUCAAUCGUUCCAUGAGGCUAUUAGCGAGCAAAAAAGGCUAUGGGCUGAAUCAGAGGGGGUUGUUUAAAGAUAUUUUGAGGGGCCCACAAAGACAGAAGUUGAAUGAUGGGACAAAGGUGGCGGGAGACUCCGAGGAGGAGAUUUUUGAGAUCUUGGGAGUGCCUUACAGAAAGCCAGAAGAGAGGAUUUGUUGA